AUGGAGAAUUUCAAGGCGCUGUUUGCUAAACUGGACUGCCUUAAGAAAUCAAAUGGGCCAUCGAAUACGAGUCGCACCUCGCUGGUGCCACGGCAGCACGCGCUGGGGUCGGCUCAGAUGAGCCAUUCCAUGGAUGUGCUGUCGUCGCCGCCGUUCAACACGGCCAUGCAUGCGCUGCGAAAGCUGAAGCAUCCGGCGAAGGGCGCUACACCGUUCAGCCAAGUGGACAGCUUCAGGCCCUGUGGUCACCAUGUGCGUGCCUUGCUGAUGGCUUGCUCAGGCGCACUGGCCGCAGGCAUGGCGCUAGGUUACGGCUCAGCCGCCAUGCCUUCCAUCGAGCGACGCUUCCGGCGCGACGCACCAUCCGAGCCACCCGACAACCGCUGGAUCCCCGACAGCCUCUUCCUGGGUGCCAGCGUUGGCGCCCUUAUCUCAGGCAUUCUGCUGCACCUUGCGGGCCACCGAAGGACCCUGCUGCUGUGUUCGGGUGGCCUAACUAGCUUCUGGGUGUCUUUGAUGUUGGCCAACAAGGUCAGCAUGAUGGUCGUCAGCCGGGUGGCGAUCGGCAUCUGCGUGGGCGUCAUCACCAACUGCGUCUGCCUUUACGUCACCGACGUCGCUCCUCCAGCCAAGAGAACGCUCUACGGAGGACUCGUUGAGGUGGCGACAAGUGCGGGCAUGCUGUGUGCGUACGCCAUGGCAGGCUUCGCGUGGCAGCAGCAGGCGGUCGGUUGCGCGAUGGCCUCGGUACCCAUGCUGGCUUUGCAGCGCUAUGUGAUCGAGAAUCCCCGGUGGCUGAUGUCCAAGCACCUUUCAUUGGACGCCGACACGGCCUUGAUGCGUCUGUACGGUGUCGACCCUCCACCCGAUUUCCGCGACCACAAGGGAAAAGCAGCUGAGGAGCAGAAGCCAGCCGCCACUUCCAGCCGCCUGUGGCCCAGUAACACGAGACGAGCUGGGGGCCGCGAUCUCGAUCGUAAUGCUCGUGGUGGCGUACUCGACGGGCGUAUGCACCUGCCGACGUUGCUGACCGGCGAGCUCAUGCCUUCGAGGAUUCGCUUGCUGGGCUCCUCCAUCGUGUGGUCGUCGCGCUGGCUCUUGGCGUUCCUGCUGCGUACUUCGAGCAUCGACGUGCUCACCGCUUUCCAGCAGAAGGGACCGCUGCUGGCGUUAAGCCUGACAGUGGCAGCCGUCGCCACGACAGCUAUAUACCUGAUCCCUGAAACUGAAGGCCGUACGCUGGACCAGAUUGAACACGACUAA
Messenger RNA from Rhipicephalus sanguineus (brown dog tick), 1263 nucleotides. RefSeq lists its product as uncharacterized. Gene Ontology annotation, biological process: transmembrane transport. The record is from RefSeq and is a predicted model, not a curated record. Bases 1 to 1263 code for a protein of 420 amino acids. Gene Ontology annotation, cellular component: membrane. Gene Ontology annotation, molecular function: transmembrane transporter activity. Lineage: Eukaryota; Metazoa; Arthropoda; Arachnida; Ixodida; Ixodidae. The transcript has 5 exons.